AUGACCUCUCGACUCGCGCCAGGCGGCAUCCAGUCCCGCUUGAAUCUACAACCCGACCUCAGCACCUUCGGCAAAUAUCUUGGAGGCGGUGUAGCAUUUGGCGCCUUCGGAGGACGUGCCGACAUCAUGGCCGUUUACGAUCCGCGUAGUCCAACGGCCCUAGCCCACAGCGGGACCUUCAACAACAAUACCAUAGCCAUGACUGCGGGUUACGUGGGGCUAAAAGAUAUUUACACGCCAGAAAUCGCUGUGGCGUUUAACGAACUGGGCGAUCGCUUUAGAGAGAAACUUAUCGCAGCCACAAAAGGGACUAGGAUCGGUGUGACUGGUCGAGGAUCCAUGGUGGGGAUCCAUUUUAGUGAAGGGGGUACCGAAGAGAUGGAGGAGAUUAAGGAGUUGAAGGAUCUGUUUUGGACGGAAAUGCUGGAAGAGGGCUAUUGGAUGACGAGACGGGGGCAGAUCUCGCCGAUACUGGGUACGCCGGAAGAAUAG
Rhinocladiella mackenziei CBS 650.93 is the source of this 492-nucleotide messenger RNA. RefSeq lists its product as uncharacterized. Bases 1 to 492 code for a protein of 163 amino acids. The transcript has a single exon. Lineage: Eukaryota; Fungi; Ascomycota; Eurotiomycetes; Chaetothyriales; Herpotrichiellaceae. The record is from RefSeq and is a predicted model, not a curated record. Gene Ontology annotation, molecular function: pyridoxal phosphate binding; transaminase activity.